CCGUCAAUAUAAAUAAAGUGUAACUUCAAUAUCCCAAGCUCUCAGAAAGCUUGACCUGUAUCUGCUUGACAAGAAGAGAUGCUAUCUCUUCAUGUCCUCCCCCAAUUCUGUUCCGUUCAAAACCCUAGUUUCACCUCAACCCAAUUUCCCAACACCACCAAAAACCCUAAUUUCCCAGCCCUCAAACCCACCACACACACCCAUUUUACCUCUCUUUCAAAAAACCCAAAUUUCCUAGGGGUUGAGCUUCAAAACCACAGAACCCACUUCCAAAAACUCUGUUGCUAUGCUUUUAAGGACUCUGGAGAAGAUACCAAUGUUGUUCUGGAGUCUGAUAGUGGAGGAGGAGGAGGGGGUGGAGGCGGUGGUGAUGGUGGUGGUGAAGGUGGGGAUGAGGGGCAGGUGGAGAAGAAGAGUGGGGGUUCUGGGCCGUUGCCAGAAUGGGUGAAUUUCACUUCUGACGAUGCGAAGACGGUUUUUGCGGCGCUGGCGAUAUCGCUGGCGUUCCGGUCCUUCGUGGCUGAGCCGAGGUACAUUCCUUCGUUGUCCAUGUAUCCUACAUUUGAUGUCGGAGAUCGAAUUGUCGCAGAAAAGGUUUCAUACUAUUUCAGAAAGCCAUGUGCAAACGAUAUAGUUAUAUUUAAAAGUCCACCAGUCCUUCAAGAAGUAGGAUAUACUGAUGAAGAUGUCUUUAUCAAACGAGUGGUUGCCAAGGGAGGUGACACAGUGCAGGUUCGUAAUGGAAAGCUCGUAGUUAAUGGGGUUGAGAGAAAUGAAAAUUUCAUCCUUGAAUCACCUUCAUAUGGAAUGACGCCAAUUCGUGUACCAGAGAACUAUGUGUUUGUGAUGGGUGACAACCGCAAUAAUAGUUACGAUUCACACAUAUGGGGUCCCCUGCCAGCCAAGAACAUAAUAGGAAGAUCAGUACUUCGGUAUUGGCCGCCAAACAGGAUAGGUAGCACAGUUCUUGAGGCUGGCUGUGCUGUUGACACGCAGGAGAGCAGUCCAGUGACUCAAUGAAAUUCCAGUCCAAGGAUCGCACGAUUAUAAAGGAAGGUCCAUGAUUGGAUUAUGACUUUUGUGAUUAUCCUUUUGUUCCCUCUUUUGAGAUCUCCUUUCAUUGUGCACUACCACAUUCAUUACCUUCCAAUUUCCUUUUAACGCCUGUUGUAUAAAAGGAAGCUUGAUAUUUGUAUUAUGAUGGGCUUAUUUUUUUUUUUCCCAAAGGCCCUAAUUCUCAAUCUUAGAUGAUGUAAAUUUGCAUCGAA
Alnus glutinosa is the source of this 1268-nucleotide messenger RNA. RefSeq names its product chloroplast processing peptidase. The record is from RefSeq and is a predicted model, not a curated record. The transcript is spliced from 5 exons. Gene Ontology annotation, biological process: thylakoid membrane organization. Gene Ontology annotation, molecular function: serine-type endopeptidase activity. The coding region runs from base 79 to 1020 and encodes 313 amino acids. Gene Ontology annotation, cellular component: chloroplast thylakoid membrane. Lineage: Eukaryota; Viridiplantae; Streptophyta; Magnoliopsida; Fagales; Betulaceae.